AUGUGGAACUUGAUUGCUAUCUCGGUGCAAGCGCUGGUCUUUGGACUGCCGCACCCAGUCUCGUGCCAUCCAAACAAUCUGAAAUAUGGCAAACCCAGCAGCGGAGAGCCAGAUGCAGAGGGCAUCUCAACUUCACAGAUCUUCUAUGGACGCUUUAUCUCCACACCAAACCCAGAUACUCUGUUGAUUCAACAUGGGGCUGUUCUGGUCACUAGCAUCGACGGAAGAGGUUACAUCAACAUGACCGCGUUCAAUCUCACACGUCCCGAAGAUGCCGCAGCAGAGCUAGGGGUUGGCUCUGAUGUUGCCGUCGUUCAAGGAACGGAUACCGGGUUCUUCUUCCCCGGUUUCAUUGACACCCAUAUCCACGCACCACAAUACCCAAAUCUUGGCUUAUUCGCAGGGACCCUUCUUGACUGGCUUCGAGCAUAUACAUUUCCCAUGGAAUCUUCUCUCGGCAAUCCUAAUUCUCCCGCAUACGCGGAUUCGACCACGACUCCGGAUCCAUACGCACGCGCGAUGCAGGUCUAUUCCCAUGUAAUCGACAGGACUCUCGCCUAUGGCACCACCACUUGCUCUUACUAUGCGACUGUCGACGUGCCCGCUACCAAUCUGCUAGCCACACUUGCCUACGCCAAAGGCCAGCGAGCUUACAUUGGCCGAACAUGCAUGGACAACCAGCAAUACAACCCGGAGUACUACAGAGAUGAGUCUGUUGAGGAUGCCAUCAACAAGACUUGGGCUACCAUCAAUCACAUCGAGAGUCUGGAUCCUUCCGGCGAGCUCGUUGCUCCCAUCAUCACGCCUCGCUUCGCACCAGCAUGCACAAAUGAAUCUUUGACCGAACUGGGCAAUAUUGCAGUACAAAAGGAUUUGCGCAUCCAAGCGCAUAUUUCCGAGAACGUGGGCGAAGUCAAGCUAGUGUCCGAAUUAUACCCGCAACAGUCCUCGUAUGCGGACGUGUAUGAAGCCCAUGGCCUGUUGACAGACAAGACUAUCCUCGCCCAUGGGGUGCACCUCACUGAUGAGGAGAUGGCGCUGAUUGCGGCUCGUGGAUCAGGCGUUAGCCAUUGCCCCGACAGCAAUUCUGCAUUAGGUUCAGGCAUUGCUCGAGUUAGAAGAAUGAUUGACGCCGGGAUCAAGGUCGGUCUCGGCACUGACGCCGCGGGAGGGUUCAGCCCUAGCCUUUUGGAUAAUGUCAGGCAGGCUUUUCUUGUCAGUCGAUUGUUGAGCUUCCAAGAAGGUCAGAAUGAGAGUCUCACCGUUCCGGUCACGGAGGCUCUUUACUUGGGUACGGUUGGAGGGGCACAGGUGGUCGGCAUGGAUGGGAGGCUGGGUGGGUUCGUGCCUGGAAUGCUAUGGGACGUUCAAGAGAUCGUGCUCGGGACUGAGCCGGUGGAUAUCUUUGGCUGGGAGACCUGGAGCGACAGAGUGAUGAAGUGGGUAUGGAAUGGUGAUGAUCGAAACGUCAAUCGAGUGUGGGUUGGUGGUAGACUGGUCCAUGAGCGGAGGUAG
This is a messenger RNA of Cyphellophora europaea CBS 101466, 1515 nucleotides long. RefSeq names its product guanine deaminase. The transcript has 2 exons. NCBI's taxonomy places the organism in Eukaryota, Fungi, Ascomycota, Eurotiomycetes, Chaetothyriales, Cyphellophoraceae. The record is from RefSeq and is a predicted model, not a curated record. Gene Ontology annotation, molecular function: zinc ion binding; guanine deaminase activity. Gene Ontology annotation, biological process: guanine metabolic process. The coding region runs from base 1 to 1515 and encodes 504 amino acids. Gene Ontology annotation, cellular component: cytosol.